Messenger RNA from Numida meleagris (helmeted guineafowl), 5135 nucleotides. RefSeq names its product solute carrier family 9 member A3 (gene SLC9A3). Gene Ontology annotation, biological process: regulation of pH; sodium ion transport; proton transmembrane transport. The transcript is spliced from 16 exons. The record is from RefSeq and is a predicted model, not a curated record. Lineage: Eukaryota; Metazoa; Chordata; Aves; Galliformes; Numididae. The coding region runs from base 2559 to 5051 and encodes 830 amino acids. Gene Ontology annotation, cellular component: brush border membrane; apical plasma membrane. Gene Ontology annotation, molecular function: sodium:proton antiporter activity.
UACUGCUGUGAAAGUUUGGACUAAAGGUUUUCAAAGAUUAUUACAAAUUCUAAAAUUAUCACUGGGCAUUAUACUGGCAACUGAUGAGCAGAUUAACACUAGCUUGUCUGUGCUAUGACAGUAUUUCCAUCAUUUUCCUGUUUGCUAAUACUGCUUUACCUCCACUAGCAAUAUCAGAACUCUGAUUUAACUUAGUUACUGAGCCACCACUACUGUCAUGAGUUGUACAUUACCUAAGGGCAAUCAAGACAUGAUUUUUGGCUGCAGCUGCUUCAAGUGAAAUGUCAGCCUUUCUUUUAAACUGUGGAAAAGGUCGACUGGAGAAUGUUUUCUCAUUUUUUUUUUUUUCAGUAAUAAGGCUUAUUUCUAACCCAGUUGUUAUUUUGUGGAACUAGAUUUGGGAAGAAUUACAUUUAUAAGAUGGGACACUACAGCAUUUGUGGUUCCCAUUUAUCAGCUGCAGCUGAUGUGUUUAAUUGUAGUAUGGUGAUAUGUGGAAUACGGUGACACAAUAAAAGCCGCGUUGACAGCUUGUUCAUUGUUCUUCUAAUGUCAACAAAUAGGACUGGCCUUAACAGUUAGGAACUACUACUAACCACAGGUCUCAGCAACACUUACAGACCCACAUACUUCCAAUUCUAGUUUUGUUUCUACAGUGGCUGUGCGUCAGAGCCCUUUGUAGAACCUUUGAGAAAAUGUGGGCCCAGACUCUAAAGGACAUUUGGGUAUCUAACUGAUACUUAGAAAGAUAAAAACAAGACAGGUAGGAUUUUUGUUGUUAGAUAUGGAAUUAUUCUUCAGGUCUUUGCCUACAAUAUAUCCUAAAUGUAAAGGAAAUAUGUUACUGUCGCACGUGCUUCCUAAAUAUAUUGCAUAUUCUAGCUUCAGAUGUUUCCCAGGCUAAAAAAAAUCCUACAUAAUUUCCUUUCUUUUAAGUAAUGAAGAAGCAAGGUAAGAAAAACAACAACAAAAUGUUUCACUGUUUGAAGAGGGCCCAAUACAUGACUUUGGAGAAAUAAUAAGCAAAUCUUCAGUGAAUUAAUGUAUAAAAAUGUCACUCCUUGAUUUCCCUUGCUAAGUUAGAUUAUGUAAUAGUGAAAGACACCCUUUGUAAAAAUGACAUUCCGUGCAAAGUUGUUUUAAAUUUACCAGUUAAUUGAUUUAUAGAGGGCUUUACAAUAACUCACAUGGACUUCCAAAAAGAACAUAGCUCUUUUCUCAAAUGUUUGAAAUAAUCAAAGUAAUUUCUUUAACUUCUGAGCAUUUUAAAGGAAACCUUAUCCUGUUCAUUUGUGAUCUCUUGACCAAACUGGCUUUUAUGUAAAUGAAACAAACAGGUAAUCUGUUUCUUAAUAAGUAACAUAUGUGGCGGAGAGCACAUGGCAGUUGGAAUGCUUCAGAGAAUGCAACAGAGGGUAGAGAUGUUGCCGCAGUGCAUAGGAAGGUGCAGUUUGCUUGGACCAUGCUGCAUUGCUGUCUUUUUCUUCAGUGUGAUGAUUAUCCUGUAUAUUGUAUGCUGGUGGCAUACAGUAUACACUGUCCAGGACAUCGGGCAAAUGAGAUCAGCAAGGAAGAAGACUUUGGGGAAAGGUGACAACCUUCUAAAAGACUCCACGUUGUAACAACAACAAAAAAAAAAAGAGGAACAGGAAAAGAAGGCAAGGAGCAUUUUUAAUAUAGUAUAAUUUAAUAAUAAUUUUAGUAUAGUAAUAUUUUAAUAUAGCACUUCUCAACAAAGAGCUGAAAGCAAACCUAAACAGAAAGACAAACCUUUCUUGCUGGUGUAAUUUCCUCGAGCACUGCUGGCAGAGGUGCUCUCUGCUGGACAGAAGUGAAAGCUCAGCGAGCCAGAUCCUAGCGCGGUUUGGAGCUAACAGCAGAAAAAAAACGCACUCCCUUUGUGAGUAUUAUAGUACUGGGUCUGACGGAGCGGCUGACCCGUUUCGCUACACCUCAGAGGCACCCGGACGAAUCUCCUCAUGCAGCUCCGAGCUGAGCACGGAUCCUGGACUCCGCCUUGGACGUGCCUGCGGAAGCGCCCCAGCCUUGGCCCCUAGCACCAAGAGCACAAGGUCACUUCUUUCCAACCCCCAUGUGCUCAGAGCCCAGCCGGGACAGUUGGCACAACCCACAGCCUUCUGUCGCCGCCUCGACGGAGCGGAACUCUCUGCUGAUCCCGAAAGGUGCUCAGCUAGGGGCAGCACCGCUGGCUCCACAGAGUGAGAAAGGCUCCACCUCCGUCCGAUCGGGAGCAGCUUGAUAAAGGCAGGUGCGGGAAAGCAGCAGGAACCCAGCUCGCAGCAUCUGUCUAUGGCCAGAGUCCCUGACCCUUUCUUGACCACAGCUUGCAAAGAAGCACCUGGGCCGGCCCGUGCAGCCGUGCCGACGGUGCCGGGACAGGACCCGCUCUGCUGCCUGCAGGACGAACCGCUGCCCCACUUCCACAGUCUCUACGAUAGCGUCUCUGCGAGGAGACAAGGACCUUGCCCCCAAGGACCUCCGAAGAGGAGGGAUUUCUCCGGGAAGGGGAAACAGGAUUUUGUUGUUGUGGCUUGGAGAUGAGACAGGUCUCUAGAAUGGGGUUCCUCCUGGGACUGAUGGAUCUCCCAGCAGUGCUAGGACAGAGAAGCUCGGGAAGCCCUACGAAUAACAGCCAUCCUCAAAGCUUUGCGAUUGUCUCUUUCCGAUGGGAUCACGUAAAGGACCCUUAUGUCAUCACUCUCUGGAUACUUGUGGCCAGCUUGGCCAAAAUUGUUUUCCAUUUGUCCCACAAAGUCACUCGGGUGGUUCCAGAGAGUGCUCUGCUGAUUGUUCUUGGUGUCUUCCUUGGCGGCAUUGUGUGGGCAGCAGAUCACAUUGCCUCUUUUACCCUUACACCGGAUGUAUUUUUCUUCUAUCUUCUGCCCCCCAUUGUUCUGGAUGCUGGAUAUUUUAUGCCAAAUAGAUUAUUCUUUGGAAAUCUUGGUUCCAUCCUUUUGUAUGCUGUCAUUGGGACUGUAUGGAAUGCAGCCACAACUGGUUUAUCUCUCUAUGGAGUCUAUCGGACAGGAAUAAUGGGCCACCUGGAGAGUGGAUUGCUGGACUUCCUCCUGUUUGGCAGCUUGAUUGCUGCUGUGGAUCCUGUAGCUGUGCUGGCAGUAUUUGAAGAAGUCCAUGUCAAUGAAGUUCUAUUCAUCAUUGUUUUUGGAGAAUCACUUCUGAAUGAUGCUGUAACUGUGGUGCUGUACAAUGUGUUUGAAUCUUUUGUUGCAAUAGGACCAGAGAACGUGAGUGGGACUGAAUGUGUCAAAGGCAUAGUGUCAUUCUUCGUGGUAAGCCUGGGCGGGACACUUGUUGGCAUUUUCUUUGCAUUUCUGCUCUCAUUGGUCAGCCGUUUCACCAAGCACGUUAGAAUCAUCGAACCUGGUUUUGUUUUUAUUAUUUCCUACCUGUCCUACCUCACAGCAGAGAUGCUUUCUCUUUCUGCUAUCCUUGCGAUAACUUUCUGUGGCAUUUGCUGUCAAAAAUACGUCAAAGCUAAUAUAUCUGAACAAUCUUCUACAACUGUAAGAUAUACCAUGAAAAUGAUGGCCAGUGGAGCAGAAACUAUCAUCUUCAUGUUCCUCGGAAUUUCAGCUGUAAAUCCAGAAAUUUGGACUUGGAAUACAGCUUUUAUACUGUUGACUCUGGUAUUCAUCUCAGUAUAUAGAGUCAUUGGUGUAGUUUUACAGACAUGGAUUCUUAACCACUACAGAAUGGUCCAGUUGGAGAUAAUAGACCAGGUAGUGAUGUCAUAUGGUGGACUACGUGGAGCAGUUGCUUUUGCUCUGGUUGCACUUCUGGAUAUAAAAAAAGUGAAAGAGAAAAACCUGUUUGUCAGCACAACGAUCAUUGUUGUGUUUUUUACUGUUAUUUUCCAGGGAUUGACAAUCAAGCCUUUGGUACAGUGGCUGAAAGUGAAGAAAAGUGAACACAGAGAGCCAAAACUCAAUGAGAAACUUCAUGGGAGAGCUUUUGAUCACAUUCUUUCUGCUAUAGAAGACAUCUCUGGACAAAUAGGACAUAACUAUCUGAGAGACAAGUGGUCCAAUUUUGAUAGGAAAUUCCUCAGUAGACUCCUGAUGAGAAGAUCUGCUCAAAAAUCAAGAGAUCAAAUCCUUAAUGUUUUCCAUGAACUCAACAUGAAGGAUGCAAUUAGCUAUGUGGCUGAGGGAGAACGUAGAGGUUCCUUAGCAUUUAUACGUUCUCCAAGUACAGACAACAUGGUGAAUGUGGAUUUCAGUACCCCACGUCCAAGUACUGUAGAAAGUUCUGUAUCUUACUUACUGAGAGAAAAAGCUGGACCAGUUUGCCUUGACAUGCAAGCUUUAGAGCAGAGGAGGAAAAGUAUCCGGGACACAGAAGAUACAGUUGCACAUCACACUCUACAACAGUACCUGUAUAAGCCCAGGCAGGAGCACAAACAUCUGUACAGUCGACACGAGAUCAUGCACAAUGAAGAUGAGAAACAAGACAAGGAGAUUUUCCAUAGGACAAUGAGGAAGCGCUUAGAAUCUUUCAAGAGUACUAAACUAGGAAUAAAUCAUUCCAAGAAACUGAAUAAAAUCCACAAACGAGAACGGGGCCAAAAAAGGCGAAACAGCAGUGUCAUACCAAAUGGAAAAAUACCUGCAGAAAAUCCAAUACAAGAUUUUGCUUUAAAGGAAAAAGAUUUGGAAUUUUCUGAAGCAGAAGAAAAUAACGAUUAUGAAACUUUGCACCUAGGCAAAGGAGUUGAUUUUCUGGCUAAUGUGACCAAGCAAAAUUUUACAGAUAACCCUACUGGAAUUGAUAACCCAGUAUUUUCAGCUGAUGAUGAUCAAAGCAUCUACAUGAAGUUCUCACCAUGGUUGUCUAGUGAAGAUACUGUGGUACCAUCACAAAGGGCCCGAGUGCAGAUCCCAUAUUCUCCAAACAACUUCAGACGACUCACUCCAUUCCGGCUCAGCAAUAAAUCAAUAGAUUCCUUCCUGCUAGCAGAUGGCCCAGAGGAACAACCCAGACCUUUUCUCCCAGAAUCCACGCAUAUGUAAUAUCUUAAAAGAGAUCAUCACCUUUAUUUUUAAUCCAUCUCAAUCAGUGUUAAGCCUGACUACUGACAAAAAGAUUACUUUUCU